Molecule: messenger RNA, 1582 nt
Organism: Camelina sativa (false flax)
Lineage: Eukaryota; Viridiplantae; Streptophyta; Magnoliopsida; Brassicales; Brassicaceae
Source: RefSeq, a predicted model, not a curated record
CAAUGUUGGUCGUGGCAGAAAUCGAAUUUACAAACAUAUCUAAGUCAGUAAGUGUAUGUUCUUACCCAAAUCCAUCUAUAGGCUUGCAAAGCUUUUAGUGUCUCGUGUAUUAUUCUGUAAACUCAUGUAAUAGCAAAAUUGUAAAUGAGAUAUAUUGUUGCUCUUCUUUUCUACACCUCACAAUGUUUUUUUAUUAAGACCAUUCGUCAAAAACAUUUAUUUUCUUUUUCUUUUAAUAAUCUUCACGAUGAGUCUUAAAGGCAGAGUAACCUCAAUAUCAUCUCACAAUCUUCACCAUUCCGAAGAGAGAGUCCCUCUCCGAUCAGAUUUAGACCAGUCAUGUCUCAAUUCAAGCCCCGAGUUCGAUUUUUGCGUACGACAGAAUUCAAAACAACGGUUUUCUCACGCAAACGAGCUCUUCUCAGACUGAAAAAGCCUCUCUCACUCGGCCACCGACAUGAUUUCUAAGAAGACCGAUGUUACUUCUCCGAGAAGCAAUCUCCCAACCCUAGCCGUGAAAUCCGACGCAAGAGGUUCUGACUCAGAAGGUGAUGAUCCAAGUUUUGGGUGUGGGUUUUGGCUUGUCCGACAAAACUUAGAACAAGAGCUAUAUCUAUAAAUGAAGUAGAUUAAAAAAAAUUAUCAUCAGCAUCAUGCAGAAACAAGUGAUAAAAUCAUCGGAAAAAUGAAUUGACACUAUACCAAAAAAUAAAAACUUAUAAAUGAAUUGCUAAAAAUCAAAGACAUAUACCAAACUUUAACCGAACAUUUGAAAAUAAACACACCCCUUCAUUUAAUUGUCCCCUAUACAUAAAAUCUCACACAUACAAUAGAGUCUUCAUAUCCCAUCUAUUUGUUCAAUCCCCUCCAAAAGAUUCUAACGAUGCCAGAAAAUGGUAGUGACAGUCCAAGAAUCUCAUUUUCUAACGAUUUUUGCCAUUCUGAUUCCAUACCAAUCGAGCAGCGUCCGGUACAAAAUCCGUUGGACUUCUCCAACUUUUACUGGGGCUUCCCUUUCGAGUUCUCGGUUUCUCGCGACGUAAUCUCCGGCGAGAGCUCGUGGUCCGCCGAAGACUUCUUUAACGAAGGCAAAAUCCUCCCUACAGAAAUGAAAAAGAUUACGGAGCCAAUAUAUCGUAGUAAAUCCGAUAAAUAUAAAACCGGCUUACCUAGACCGGAUAUUAACCCAAUCGAAGAUUUUGAAAUAGAAGAAAUCGGAGACCAAGAAGACGAGGUGAAGUUGCCAUUACUUGGGUGUAACUCAACCGAUUCGAACUCUAUGAAGCGUCAGGUUUCGUCUUCGUCUUCUUCUUUAAACAGUAGUUUUAUAAAACCGGCAAUGAAGAAGAACCACAUGCAUGUUGGAGGUUACAGUUACAAAGGCAAUGGAGGUGUGGUUAGGGUGAGUUCGUUUCUGGACAUGGUUCCUUCGGGGAAUUUGUUUGGGUUAGGUUCGAUAAAUCUUGAUGGUGGAAAAAACAAGAACAAGUUGAGAUCAAUGUUCUUUUAUUAAUAAGAAUCAUGAGACUUGUUGUGGAGUUCAGUGAUGUAAUGUUUUAUUCUCUACUCUUCUAUUCCUUAA